Physeter macrocephalus (sperm whale) is the source of this 3302-nucleotide messenger RNA. It is a transcript of the gene ZNF584, whose product is annotated as zinc finger protein 584. The transcript has 3 exons. The record is from RefSeq and is a predicted model, not a curated record. Gene Ontology annotation, biological process: regulation of DNA-templated transcription. The coding region runs from base 1545 to 2693 and encodes 382 amino acids. NCBI's taxonomy places the organism in Eukaryota, Metazoa, Chordata, Mammalia, Artiodactyla, Physeteridae.
UGGAUAAACACAAUGUGGUGCAUCCAUAAAAUGAAAUCCGUUAAGCCCAUCAGAAGCAAAAAAUUAAUGAUCUAUAUGCAACACUAUGGGGUAAAAAUCCUAAAAGCAUGAAGGUAAGUGAAAGAAGCCACGAAAAAAAAUGAUAACCUGUAAGACCCCCACAUAUGAAUUCCAGAAAAUACAAAAUUAUAGUUUUGUACAUUGGCUGCACUCACAAGGUGACAGCUUUAUGAGCUCCUACAAGAAAAGAUAUGCAAGGCAUUUUUUUUAAAUAUAUAAAUUUAUUUAGUUAGUUAGUUGGUUGCGUGAGUUGUGGCUCUUGGACUCUAGAGCGCAGGCUCAGUAGUUGUGGCACAGGGGCUUCGUUGCUCAGAGGUAGGUGGGAUGUUCCCGGACCAGGGCUCGAACCCGUGUGCCCUGCGUUGGCAGGAGGAUUCCUAACGAUUGCGCCACCAGGGAAGUCCUGUCGGACAUUUUUAACUGAAGGCUUUCCGCAGUGGCUGCCCGAGUUGAACCUCUCUCUGGUGUUGAACUUGCCGCUGCAGACUUCAGUGGUCGGAGAUAUGACUGAAGGCCUUUCCACACGCUUUACACACACAAGAUUUUGCCCCAUCAAGAAUUCCUCAGUGGUAAAGAAGGGUUGCUUCUCCUCGACGGCCCUUCUGUAAAGUCAUGCAUGAAUAGGGCGAGUUUUCAGCGUCCGUUCUCAUGAGGUUCUGCAAAAGGGAUUGUUGAGGUCCCAGGUGCUGGAGACAGGUACGCACUGAGCAGUGCAGCACAGGCUCUGGGACAUCCACACCUCUGCCCACGUCCAACCACUGAUCUUCCCGACACCUCCUCCUCCUGCCGAGUCUCCUGGACCUUGGUCCCCAGCUGCUCAACGUCAAAGGCAACGAAUCCACGGCGGCCGAGGGCACCGACCGGCUUUUGCAUUGACCCCGGGGAGGGGGAGGGGACGCCCCCGUGCGGUGCGGCCCCAUUACGGCCAGGGACUCCGGGGCUCGAGGAGGCAGGACUCUCGCCGCGGUCACAGUGCGCACAGGGCGUGGUGGGACCAACCCGACUCUCGUGCCGUCCCUGCGGGUUCGGGGAGCCUCCUGGACGUCGUCCCCCGCCCGACUACCAGCUGUUUUCGCCAAAUAACGAUCUGCCCAAAUAAGCGGUGGAAGUCCCGCCCAUCGGCCCUCCCAGAAACGCCAAUCUCCUGGGCUCUCAUUGGCCAGGGCCGGGACGGUAGGCGCAGUGUCUUCUGGGUAACGUAGUUCCCGCCGCAGGGCUCGCGAGCCGGCUAGGCUGAGUUCUGUGGAGGUUUCAGCGCUAGGGAGAGGCCUUUCCUGAGGCGCUCUGUCCCAACUGUGGGACGAACUGCCUCGCACGGAGGUGUCCGGCGGGGCUGCACACCCACCCUCUGUCCCCCUGGGCCUUGUGGGCAUUUUACACAGGAGGGGUCGGUGACUGAGGCCCGGACUGCCACUGUCAGCCCGCGGCCUCCCAUCCCUCGGCAGGGGUCUCCGCCUUUCUUUCUGGGUCCGACGGCGGCGGUGAUGAUGGACCUGGCGCAGGCCCUGGUGACCUUUGAGGAUGUGGCUGUGUAUUUCUCCCGAGAGGAGUGGGGGCUCCUUAAUUUGACCCAGAGGAGCCUGUACCGUGAUGUUAUGCUGGAGAACUUCGCGCUCAUUGGCUCACUGGGUUUUCUGUGUAGACUGCGGGAUGAGGAAGCCCCUCCCGAGCAGGUGAAGAGCCACAGAGUCCGCCUGUCAGAGAACCCCUUUCUGUGCGGGGUGUCUGGGAAGGACAUCCCUGCCGCCUUAGGCUUCCUCCAGUCCCAGGCCACCCACAGAGAGGGGACACCACGCAGAAGCACCGAGUGCAAGGCCUUCCCACCCAGCUCCACUUGCCAGCAACAGCAGGGAGCCCACGCCACACAGAAGCCCUUCAAGUGCAGUGACUGUGGGCAAGCCUUCCUGAAGGCCUUCGCGCUCCUCGACCACCUGAUCACUCACGCCAAAGAGAGACCCUUCAGGUGCCUAGCAGGUGGAAAUGCCCCCAAGGAGAGCUCAACCCUGGUUCAUCACCGAAAAACUCACACUGGUGAAACAUCCCAUGUGUGUAGUGAGUGUGGGAAGGCCUUCAGUUACCCAUCUAAACUGAGGAAGCACCAGAAGGUUCAUACUGGCAUAAAACCUUUCAAGUGUGGUGAGUGCGGGAAAACCUUCAACCGCAAAGAUGCACUUGUUCUGCACCAGAGAAUUCACACUGGAGAGAGGCCUUACCAGUGCAGCGAGUGUGGGAAGUCCUUCAGCGUUCUGUCUACCCUCAUUCGGCACCGGAAAGUUCACAUUGGAGAAAGGCCCUAUGAGUGCAGGGAAUGUGGGAAAUUCUUCAAAUACAACCAUAGCUUCAUUCUUCACCAGAGAGUUCACACUGGAGAGAGGCCCUAUGAGUGCAGUGAAUGUGGGAAAACUUACGUGACCCGCUCUGGGCUGUAUCAGCACUGGAAAGUCCACACUGGAGAACGUCCCUACGAGUGCACCCUGUGUGGGAAAACCUUCACUACCAGGUCCUACCGGAAUCGGCACCAGCAGUUCCACACUGAAGAGAGGGCUUAUGAAUGUACAGAAUGUGGGAAAGCCUUUAAACAUAGUUCUUCCCUCCUUCAGCACAAGAAAGUCCACACUGGAGAAAGGCCAUAGGAGGACGGGGAUGUGGGAAAACCUUUAGCCAUGGCUGGCACCUUGUUCAACAUGAAAGGUCUCACACCAGAAAGGAGAUUGAGGAGAGUAGCCAUUUGAAAGCUAAACAUGUCACACCCCAGCACCCACACUGGGCUGGUGCCAGGUACGUGGGAAGCGUUCAGGAGCUGUGUUGCACUCUCACCUGCCGAGGCUGUUGGCAGUGUUGAGUCACUGCCAGUUUCUGUGACAGACGCCAUCCCACUUCUCCCAACUGGCAGGUCCCUGUGGUGUGCAUCAGUCACUGUGUGUGCUCAGGGAAGCUGACCUCUGUGUUCCCCGCUUGAUAAAGGAGAGAAUCAUGAGUGGUGGAGCCCAUAAUGGGUCUUAUUCCCUCCCCCUCCAACUGCUUUAGGUGUGGACAUGACCUAGUUCUGGCCAAGAGUAGCUGAGCAGUGUCUGCUGGGGGCUUCCAGGGAAGGUUAACCAUUUUCAUGGACACUGUUGACACUACAUUUGGUCCCUGUCAUGCACUUAUCCAACCCUGGAACUGGCUCACACUGCUUUGGAAUGUCUGAUAAUAAAGGUCUUUUUGUUUAAACCACCCUUAAUCUUUGGGAUCUCUGUGUG